Rhodofomes roseus is the source of this 1572-nucleotide messenger RNA. RefSeq names its product tubulin alpha. Lineage: Eukaryota; Fungi; Basidiomycota; Agaricomycetes; Polyporales; Fomitopsidaceae. The coding region runs from base 58 to 1401 and encodes 447 amino acids. Gene Ontology annotation, cellular component: spindle; microtubule; nucleus. Gene Ontology annotation, molecular function: GTP binding; structural constituent of cytoskeleton. The transcript has 7 exons. Gene Ontology annotation, biological process: microtubule cytoskeleton organization; nuclear division; nuclear migration by microtubule mediated pushing forces. The record is from RefSeq and is a predicted model, not a curated record.
GUCUUUGUCGACCUCUUCCUUUACCCUCAUCGCUCCGACCCUCAAUCUUGUUCCAAAAUGCGUGAAGUUAUCUCCGUUCAUGUCGGUCAGGCUGGUGUCCAGAUCGGUAACGCCUGCUGGGAGCUUUACACCGUCGAGCACGGUCUGAGCCCCGAUGGUCGUAUCAUUGAGGGAUCGCCUUCGCAGCACGACGACGGCUUCAGCACGUUCUUCUCGGAGACGUCCUCUGGGAAGCAUGUGCCGCGCUCGCUCUACGUCGACCUGGAGCCGAACGUCAUCGAUGAGGUUCGGAGCGGUACUUACAGGAGCCUCUUCCACCCGGAGACUCUUGUAACUGGUAAGGAGGAUGCGGCGAGCAACUAUGCCCGUGGUCACUACACCAUUGGCAAGGAGCAGAUCGACAAUGUGAUGGACAGGGUCCGUCGCCUGGCAGAUAACUGCAGCGGUCUCCAGGGCUUCUUCGUCUUCCACUCCUUCGGUGGUGGAACUGGUUCUGGUUUCGGUGCCCUUGUUUUGGAGCGUCUCUCGACUGACUAUGGCAAGAAGUCCAAGCUCGAGUUCAGUGUGUACCCCGCGCCGACCAUGGCCAACUCGGUCGUCGAGCCGUACAACUCUGUUUUGACGACCCACACCACCCUUGAGCACUCUGACUGCUCGUUCAUGGUCGACAAUGAGGCCAUUUACGACAUUUGCAAGAAGAGGCUCGGCAUCUCGUCCCCGGGCUUCACGAACCUCAACAGGCUGAUUGCCCAGGUCGUCUCGUCUAUCACCGCUUCCCUUCGUUUCGAUGGUUCCCUCAACGUCGACCUCAACGAGUUCCAGACCAACCUUGUCCCCUUCCCUCGCAUUCACUUCCCUCUUGCCACCUUCGCGCCGAUCAUCUCGGCUGACAAGGCUCACCAUGAGCAGAACUCGGUCGCGGACAUGACCUUCUCUUGCUUCGAGACCGGUAACCAGAUGGUCAAGUGUGACCCGAGGGAGGGCAAAUACAUGGCAUGUGCUCUGCUUUACCGCGGCGAUGUCGUGCCCAAGGACGUGAACGCUGCCGUCGCGAUCAUCAAGACGAAGCGCACGAUUCAGUUCGUCGACUGGUGCCCUACUGGCUUCAAGCUCGGUAUCUGCAACGAGCCUCCGGCGCACAUCCCUGGCGGCGACCUCGCUAAGGUUACACGUUCGCUGUGCAUGCUUUCCAACACGACUGCAAUCUCGACGGCGUGGAGCCGCCUGGACCACAAGUUCGACCUGCUCUACUCCAAGCGUGCCUUUGUGCACUGGUACGUCGGCGAGGGUAUGGAGGAGGGUGAGUUCUCCGAGGCUCGUGAGGACCUUGCUGCCCUCGAGAAGGACUACGAGGAGGUCGGCAUUGACUCCGCCGAUGCUGAGGAGGUUGGAGAGUACUGAGUAGUUCGUUGAUGCUUCGGUUCCUUUCAUCACGGUUUAUUUGUCGAGUCACUCUCCUUCUGUGUCGUCGCUAUGAUCAUUUACGAUAUCCCCGCUUGUCCUUUGUGAAAUGGGCAUGUGCACGUAUACCAUCGGUACAAUAAAAUUAAUGUCCGCAUUCAGCCACCGCUA